Messenger RNA from Entelurus aequoreus (snake pipefish), 3491 nucleotides. Its product is annotated as E3 ubiquitin-protein ligase MSL2-like. The record is from RefSeq and is a predicted model, not a curated record. The transcript is spliced from 3 exons. Gene Ontology annotation, molecular function: ubiquitin protein ligase activity. Gene Ontology annotation, cellular component: MSL complex. The coding region runs from base 653 to 2446 and encodes 597 amino acids. Lineage: Eukaryota; Metazoa; Chordata; Actinopteri; Syngnathiformes; Syngnathidae.
UGACGCGAGGAAGUGGGAAAUCAAAAAUGAUUGAUGCAAUUUUUUUGAAAAACAAAACAGCCAGCGAUGUGUACUUUCUCCGCCUAUCGACCGCUAGAGCACCGUGUCGGGGAAACAACCGAGGCAUGAACUCGCGUCCGGCAAUUCCCUCUACGAGCACGGAAUAAGGGAAGAAGGGAAUCUGAACAUUUCCGUUAGCAGUUUAUGCUAGCCAUGCUAGCGCUAAUGGGUUAGCUUUGUUUACAUCGAGCGCGCGCUUGUGCUAACUUGCUAACCUCAUUAAAAGCCUCCACUAUAUAUCAGCUCAUUCAUUUAAAUUCGAAUUAUGUAUCAUUUCACGGAGGCUGUGAUGCACUAGCUACACCAUGCUAACGCUUUGAUGAUGGCUCCGUUUACCGUCGCUGUUAUUGUCACAAAAUCAAUCAAUCAUGACGACAGCUAAGUGACGUCAUCAAGUCAUUUUGGCAUUACAAGCAUUUCUUGACGCGAAGUAAACAACAAAUUAAAAAAAGGGGAUGCUAACGUUAAGCUAGCCACCUGCCGAGCUAGCGUUAGCAUGCUAGCUGCACGUUUGAUCACUAAUCAGUCAAGUUAGUGCUUGUUGUUUAUUUGGGUCUUCGCCGGGACUGGACUAUCUGGAGGGCAUCGGACCAUGAACCCGAUCAACGCCACCGCGCUGUACGUGUCCGCCAGCCGGGCGGUGCUGCAGUGUGACCCGCGGCAGCCGCACACUUUCACCGACAUGCUCGCCCUGCUGCCCUUCUUCCGCCAGUCGCUGGCGUGCCUCGUCUGCGGUAAGCUGCUGCAGGAUCCCAUCUCUCCCACGCACGGCGAGUGUCAGCAUUACGUGUGUCUGGGCUGCAAAGGCCAGAAGAUGCAGGUCAGGUCGUCGUGUGGCCGCUGCAAGGACAAUUCGGGCUUCCAGGAGAACAAGCAGCUGUCGCUGCUGGUGCGUCUGUACAGGAAGCUGUGCCUCUACGUCACACACUCGCCACUGCUGCCGUCCAUCAGCGGCAACGCCGAGGUCAUGGCUCUGCUGGAGGAGGCGCUCCCGUCACACCAUCAGGAGGCGGAGGACGUGGGCCUGGACGAGCCGGAUCACGCCGCCGUGGCGUCCUUGACCCCCACGGAGGCGCCGCCGGUGCCCGCCGAGCUCUCGGCCGUGCCGCAGAGCUCCUCGUCAGACCCGCCUGUCUCCAACGGACCGCAGGAAUGCAACGGGGAUCUGCGGGAGUGCCUGGACCCCUCCUCCCCCGAGCUGGAAGUGUGCGAGCUGAUGGAGGAGACGCCCCCGGUGGGACUCUCCGUGUCCGACACCGCCACCCUCGAACUCAGUCUGACCACUGGACCCUUCGCCCCCACGCCGGGCACCGUGUGCUCGCUCAGGGACGGGGACUUGGGCGGCAGGGUGCUGGAGGAGGGUGAGGUGUUGCUGCUUAGCGUGGAGGAGGUCCUCCAGACGCUGGACCCCCUGCAGCCCGGCACGGACACUCUCCACGUGGGGCCGCAGAGGACUCACAUAUCCGCGGACAGAGCGCAGAUGUUCCUCCAGUUGGACGCCGCCCACAACUACACGCAGCAGACAGACAGGACUCACGCGCCCCCCGCCUACUCGUCUGCGGCCUUUGCUCCGCCUCCGGCCUCCAAGCCGCCGCCCGUGCGCCUCAAACGCAAGCGAUCGCGGUCCGAGAGCGACAGGGAGAAGGUGAACCCUCUCCCCAUCGCCUCCAUCCUGCAGGGCUCGUCCUCGCCCAUGCUGACUCAUCACGCCCUGCACGCCCCCGCCGCGCCCUCCUUCAGCACGCCGGUGCACUCCUACUCCUCGCUCCCCUUUAACGGCGCGCCCCCCAAGACCAGCCGGCCCGCCCAGAACCACAGCAAGGGCGCGCGGAAGCACGGCGACGUGGGCUCCAAGAAGCCGCACGCCAAGGCGCGCUCGAGCGGCGGCGCUAAGAGCAAAGAGCGCAGCAAAGACCAGCGGCUGCAGUUGUCCUCCUGCCUGGUGCCGCCCGCCCAGGUCAGACCCGCCUACAAGAAGCCUGUUGAGAAGAAAGGCUGCAAGUGUGGCCGCGCCACCCAGAACCCGUCUGUGCUCACCUGCAGGGGGCAGCGCUGCCCCUGUUACUCCAACCGCAAGGCGUGCUUGGACUGCAUCUGCCGCGGCUGCCAGAACUCCUACAUGGCGAACGGCGAGAAGAAGCUGGAGGCGUUCGCCGUGCCCGAGAAGGCGCUGGAGCAGACGCGGCUCACGCUGGGCAUCAACCUCACCAGCAUCACGGCGGCCGCCGCGCUCCGCAACCCCGGCGGCGGCGGCGUCGGCGGCAUCCGCGCCAACACUCUCCUCAACGUCGCCACGGCGACCGGCGCCCCCGUCACCACCGCCUUCCUGUCGCCCAGCCCGCCGCGCGACCCCUUGGAGGACAGCCUGGAGCUGCUCAUCGGGUGAAAGGUGCAAGACUUUUCUCUUUUUUUUCUCCAAUAACUCGGUGCUGAUUGGAUGUUGAUUACGGCCCACACCUCCCUUUCCCGCCUCAAGGGGGCGUGGCAGGCGGCCAUGGCAGCUAUAGGCUUGUCCUGUCCUCUGCUCUUCUUCUUCAUCCUCUUCUUCUUCUUCUUCUGGGUAGUGACGCUAGCAUGGCUGUGCCAAAGCCUCCUGUAUCGUGCCUGUGUGUGUGUGUAUGUAUGUGUGUGUGUGUGUGUAUGUGUAUGUGUGUGUGUGUGUGUGUGUGUGUCAUCUGUCCUGUCACACUUUUCCUAGAGGUGGUCUUUUUUCCCCUACUUUUUUCUCCCCAUCAAAUACGUAAGGCAGACACUUCCUGUUGUUAAAACAAGUCUUGGUUACCAUAGCAACAGUUACACACACACUGUUUACAGUAUUUUCCUCUCAAUGAUUAGGCUGCAAUGUUUCAACCAUGUGAUUGUAGAAAGUGUGUGUGUGUGUGUGUGUGUGUGUGUGUGUGUGUGUGUGUGUGUGUGUGUGUGUGUGUGUGUGUGUGUGUGUGUGUGUGUGUGAGAGAGAAACUAAAGCCAUACAUGAUAUGAUCAGAUGUUGCAGCACGGCUGUGAGACAUUUUUUUUAUGUCAACCAUGACAUUCUGCACCAUUUUCCUGUUCAAAGCACCUCUAGGCUGUGUGUGUGUGUGUGCGUGUGUGUGUGUGUUUGUUUGUGUGUGUCAUCUUCACUGUAACGGCAACACGUGGCGUCCCAAAAGAAAAGAGCGACAGAGUGAAGCCUCUCGCUAUAGAGCAUCUUUGUUGUCCACUUCCCAGGCGUAGAUUAUGUCAAGUACUCCUCCCGUGCGAGUGUUGGUCUCCAAAGUGGUUUCCUUUUGGGCAUUACUUGAACCCUCUGCUUUAGUUUGAGGUUUUUGUUUUUAUUUCUUAUUUGGAAUAGCUGAACGUUUUGGUUUGAGGAGUGCUGAAAGCUUCACUGCCAUAAUAUGAAUUAUGUAACACAAACGUGAAAUAAAUGAUAGUUUUUUACUUUUUCA